GUCGAGGUGAGAGCCAGAGAGGGGCUGGUGGGCUGGUAGCGGAGGUGAGGCUUAGUGUUGCGUGCAGCGGCGGGUUAUUGCAGAAAGGUCAUGACGGUCAAUGCUGCAUCACUCUGUUUCAGAAAUAAGGUCAUCUUGGCUCCCAUGGUACGAGUUGGAACCCUCCCUAUGCGACUGCUGGCUUUGGAUUAUGGUGCUGAUAUUGUGUACUGUGAGGAGCUGAUUGACCUAAAGAUGCUGCAGUGCAAGAGAGUUGUAAAUGAGGUGCUUGGAACAGUAGACUUUGUGGCUCCUAAUGAGCGAGUCGUGUUCAGGACCUGUGAAAGGGAAAAAGACUGCGUUGUCUUUCAGAUGGGGACAGCAGAUGCUGAGAGAGCCCUGAUAGUAGCCCGACUUGUGGAGAAUGAUGUGGCUGGCAUUGAUGUCAACAUGGGAUGUCCCAAAGAAUAUUCCACUAAGGGAGGUAUGGGAGCAGCACUGCUGUCUGCACCUGACAAAAUAGAAUCCAUUCUGACUACCCUCGUCCAAGGAAUCUGUAAGCCAGUGACCUGCAAAAUCCGUAUCUUGCCAUCGACAGAAGAAACAAUAAGUUUAGUGAAGAAGAUAGAAAAGACUGGAGUUGCUGCCAUCGCUGUUCACGGAAGGAAGAAAGAAGAGAGGCCUCAGCAUCCCGUCCACUGCGAUGUGAUCAAAGCCAUCUCGGAAGCCGUCUCUAUUCCGGUAAUAGCCAAUGGAGGCUCCCAUGACUUCAUCAAAGACUAUUCCGACUUGGCGGCCUUCCAGCAAGCGACAGCGGCAUCCUCCGUGAUGGUGGCUCGAGCGGCAAUGUGGAACCCCUCCAUCUUCCGGAAGGAAGGAUCCCGGCCCCUGAACGACAUCAUACGGGAAUACAUCCAAUACGCAGUGCGGUACGAUAACCACUACACCAACACAAAGUAUUGUUUGUGCCAAAUGUUAAGGGAGCAGCUGGAAAAUGCACAAGGAAAGAAGCUGCACGCGGCACAGUCCGUGCAGGAAAUAUGUGAAAUCUUUGAAAUGAGCAGUUUUUACAAAGAAACGUCAGCUCUCCUAGAAGCCAGAAAGGUUUCAUUAGAAACAAGGGACCAAGACGAAGAUGACCAGAUGGAAGACGCAGAUGUCAUAAAGAUGGCAGUUAAAUUUGACAAGCGAGACUAUCCCCCGCAGAUCACACCCAAAAUGUGUCUCUUAGAAUGGUGCAGGAAAGAAAAACACCUUCAGCCUGUGUAUGAAACGAUUGAAAGACCGCUGGAUAGACUCUUCCGUUCCGUUGUCACCGUAGCCAAUCAAAAGUACAGAUCAACCUUCUGGGAGAAGUCAAAGAAGCUGGCUGAACAAGCAGCCGCCAUUGCCUGCCUAAGGACCCUCGGCUUGCCAGAGGGGAAGCAGAGUGAUGAAGCCGGUCUCCUCGUGAACAAACGCAAGAGGCCUGAUCCAGAACCUUUGCGCAAUGGAGAGCACAGAGACGAGCUUGUGGUGGAGACUGCUUGUAAGAAGCCUCAUUUUGUUCCCGAGGCUUCAGACUCCAGUGUUUCCUAGGCGCCAUUGCAGCAUGAACACGGACGUUGCCCAGCUCCGCAGCCGUGGAUUCCUCUUCUCCCCCACCCCAUCCCCUUUAAUAAUCUCCUAUUUCUCCUGGAUGCUGUUGAUCAGAACUGAUUGAUCUGGAUUUGGAAACCACCCAUCCAUGUACGACACCAUUGGCAUCCCACUGCUUGCUUCUGGUGCCUUUGAACGGGGACAAAUGGGCAACUCUUGGUUUUGUGGGGGGUAAGAGUAGUUCAAUAUUGAAAUCCUCUUUACGGCAGAAGAUGGAUUUGGACGAGCCCGGACGAUUGUGCAGGACUGUUUAACAGCCAUGGUUCAGUUGCAGACUAUAGCAAUGAUCCAGAUACGGAUUUGUGACCAGGGAAGGACGGGACAGUGUGGAACGCAAAUUGCUAGACCUGUUUUUUUUGUGUGUCUUAAUUUUACAGAAUGUAUGUUUUUUUAAAAAACGAUAUGGACCACAUGGGCAGUAUAUGCCUUCUCAUUGUGGUCUUUGCUCUGUGGCUACUAAUUAAAAAAGCAUUACAUCUUGUC
Molecule: messenger RNA, 2100 nt
Organism: Gekko japonicus
Lineage: Eukaryota; Metazoa; Chordata; Lepidosauria; Squamata; Gekkonidae
Gene: DUS2
Product: dihydrouridine synthase 2
Exons: 16
Coding region: 91-1557 (488 amino acids)
Biological process (GO): tRNA dihydrouridine synthesis
Cellular component (GO): cytoplasm
Molecular function (GO): tRNA dihydrouridine synthase activity; flavin adenine dinucleotide binding; tRNA binding
Source: RefSeq, a predicted model, not a curated record